CAAUUUUGGCGCCAAAAAUUGACAUCUUCCCUCUCAUCUCAAUCCCGUCACUUCGGUCAGAGGAAGAAGAAGAAACAGGCAGAGGAGUCCGAGAAUCGAAAAUGGCGUCAGGGUCGAGCGGUCCGACGGAAGAUCUCGGGACGUUGACCGACGUGGAGCCGCUCAAGCGGGCGUGGAGGAACGAGAAGGCGGCUCCUGAGAUCCUACGUUACGAGACCCACUUGAUCUACAGAGUCUCAAAGCAGAUCGAGUUACUGGAAGGGACAGUGGACGAUUUUACUGAGGAUGGUGUCGAUCCCCUUAUGAUAUCCCUCUACCAGAUGGAUUUGGACCGGAUUCAGUUUCUGUUGAGAUCAUAUCUUCGAAUUCGUCUGCAAAAGAUCGAAAAAUACAUGUUCCACCUUCUUUUGAAGAAGCAAGAAUUUCAUGAGAAGCUUUCUAAAGAGGAGAAAGCCUUCGUUCAAAGGUGCGCUGAGGAUAUGAAGAAACAUCUUGAUGAGAGCGUGCUGUCGCACUUGCCCAAAAAUUACCAAUCAAUCCUGAAGCAAUUCACGACUGUUGAAGAAGAUGACGCCGAAGUCGAUGACAUGGUCCCAGAGCCCCCACUGGACACAUUCGUUGUCUGUAUAGCCCGAGAAUACGUAGGGCCCUCCGAGUUUCAAGACAGCAGCAGUGAUAGCUUAGCGAUGGAUCUGCCACUAGAGAUGGAGCCUGGUGACCUGUCCUUCAUACCGUAUAGACGAAUCAAGAAGCUACUAGAGAGCAGAAAAGUCGAUUUGGUAUGACCACAUAAAAAUCUCUUGCAACGACAACUUGGUGCUAGCGUCAAGUAUAAACGUUAAAAUCCUACUCUGCUGCAUAUUCCGAGGGGUCCAUUCGGUGGUCGCAAAAUUGAAAUAAUCUUCGCUUUGUUCAUUCGACGUAUAUGAUGUUUUCCCUGAUACUUUUGUCCCUGAGAUAGGGUUUCUCUCAGUUUCUGUGCACCACAGGUUCAUAAACAGAGCUGUUCACCGCA
This is a messenger RNA of Punica granatum (pomegranate), 1015 nucleotides long. Lineage: Eukaryota; Viridiplantae; Streptophyta; Magnoliopsida; Myrtales; Lythraceae. The record is from RefSeq and is a predicted model, not a curated record.